Molecule: messenger RNA, 3332 nt
Organism: Ruditapes philippinarum (Manila clam)
Lineage: Eukaryota; Metazoa; Mollusca; Bivalvia; Venerida; Veneridae
Exons: 2
Coding region: 153-2237 (694 amino acids)
Molecular function (GO): protein binding
Source: RefSeq, a predicted model, not a curated record
UCUUUUCUAUUGUCUGUGUAAGAUUCAAUUUACAAAUAAGGAAAUUAGUACUUUGUUGAUUUACUAUUUAGUACCAUUCAACCUGUCCAUUUCAGGUCUGAUGCAUUGGAAAUUCCAACUUUCGUUUUCGUUUUGUACAAUUUCAAUUAAGAAUGUCGAGGAUACCAGAUUACGCUCACAAUUUAUCACUUAAAAUGUCUCAAGUGAUGGAUGGGAUUGGUAUAAACGAGAAGAUUGUGAUGAAAAGAAGAAAAGCAAUGCUACUGAAUGAAUCAAUAUUGACGUUAACUCAGCAGCUACGCGGUAAUGAUGUGAAUAUGUUCAACUUCGGUAGUCAAAUAGAAGGUACAACAACUCUAGGAUUACAGUCUGACACAGAUUGUGUUAUAUCUAUGAACACAUAUAAUGUGAUACAAGACUGGAGUGAAUGGGAAUAUGGUAAACGUAAUUUGUUGAUGAUACAAGAUGAGAAUGUCUCACCAGGAUAUUGCUUGUUACAAGAGUUAAGAGAUGAUGCUCCACUACCAGAAGUAGUUGAAGUUAAUGAUCAUUCAUAUAGGGACAGAAUGGGGAGAAUAUUGUUAAAAAAUACAAUAUUCAAUUCUGUUGGAAAUAAUGAAUUAUUGAGACACGGCCCAGCCCAUUCUCAACAAGACGUUCCUGGGGUCAAUGAUAAUGAUUUUGUUCCUGCUUUUCCCUCUCGGUUAUACCCAGUUAAAGCAAGUCACUGGUUAUGUCAACAUAGAGAAGAGCAUUGGCCUACAAAUGAUAUGAUACAGUACUGUAGAAACAUGCGAUGUUUUGUUGUUGGCGUUGGAAAAACAGGAAGUGUAAAUGAAAUACUUGAAUGGAGAAUAUCUACAUCAUUUGCAGAGAGAUUUUUAAUGUUUACUCUUAAUAUUACACAAAUCAGGUGUUAUGUUUUGAUGAAAAUGAUUCUGAAAACAUUUAUAUCUCAAAGAUUCCCCGACAGCAUUUCAAGUUUUAUAUGUAAAACAGUUUUGUUACAUUGCAUUUCAUUUACAAGAUCUGAUUCAUGGAAUGAAAAUACCCAUUUUAUUUGUCUAUCAUUUUGUUUAUCAACACUUUACAACUGUGUUCAAAAUGAAUACUGUCCUCAUUUCGUCAUCACACAAAACAACUUAUUGAGCGGGCGAAUUUCUCCGGAAUCGAAGCCGUUAAUACUUGAAACUCUUCGUUAUGUUAUUGAAAGUUAUGGAAGGGCAUUACUCGAAAUUGAAUGCGACAACUUUGGAAUAUGUCUGCAGUCAAGUUUAAAUGGUUUUAUACAAAUAAAUGAACAUGUUAUACCAACUAGAAUAGCUGGACUUUUGCUAAAUAAUACUGCCCUUUUUAUGAAUGAAAGUUUCAAAUCCUUCUUACAUGAAAUGAAAGAUUUAUCACCACGAAUUGCCACGCAAAAACUUUUAACAAUUAUUGCAAAUCACCAUAAUGAGAAUACAAAAGCUAACCGCUUGAUAACAAGACAUUUAUGUAGUUCAAUUGGAUCUAUUCUAGCUUCUUUAAACAUUUACCAACAAGACCAUUUAACAUACAAAAAGGCUCUUUCAUUCCUGUCAUUAGGACUUGACUCCGAUGUAGCAUCUGGUAAACUGAAACUAGCAUCUGUUUUCUAUUGUACCGGAGAUAUUGAGAGGACUGAACAUAUCCUGAAAAAUAUUGAGGAGUGUUAUGAUCUAAGUGUUGUUGAACCAGUGUGUACGUGUUACGUUUUCAAAAUGUCUCCACGAAGAGAUGGUUUCGACAGAUUAUGUUAUGAAUCAAAUGAAGAAUGCACGUUGCUUAAAUAUAUAACAGCAUUAUGUGUCUGUUUUAUACGAUGUGAAAUAAACUGUUGUCCAUUUGAACUUCAACAUGAAAUGUUUAGAUCAACACAGGAAGACCUUGCUUACAGAAGUGAAGAUGAUGAAUGGAUGGACAUGGCUGUUGUAGAUUCUCUCCCUUAUCUCUAUUUCAUGCAGUACAAGAUAUAUUCCCAUCUAGGAAAGCAAGAUGAUAAACAGAGAGCUCUCUCUAACAUUGCCAGAACCAUUGAUAAUGAACCAAAUCUCGGACAUAAGGAAACAGCACUCAAUCUUCUAGGUCAGUGUAUGGAAGAAGAGAAUAAUCUAGGAAAUGCUUUCAAAUGUUAUGCACGUUCCCUUCAGAUUAGAAGACGAAAUAAUUCGGCCAAAUUCCAUAUUUGUAAGCUGUUAAACAAAUUGAUCAAUAACUAGUAUUCACGUGAUUUGCAAGAACUGUAUAAUUGCAUCAUCACCAAUCGAAGAUGUCUUGAAGAAAUAAAAUACACCAGUGUUACCUUGUUCAAUUGCCAGAUUCAUUAAUGCGAACCGAGUUUCGAACAUAAAAGUGAUACAGCCCUUUAAAUUAUAAAACAGUGUAACUUUUAAACAAUGCUAUAAAAAUGUUAUGCUAUCCCUGAAGAUACGAGGACGGAAUAAUUUGGCAAAAAGUCAUAUUUGUGAUCUUAUCAUGACAGUUAUUGAUUUAAACUUAAUAAUAUAUGAUUUGAUGAGAAAAUCGUUGAAAUAGUCCUAAAUAGAGUAAUUGCUAUCGAAUAAGUCAUUAGAAUAUAUACGAAAGAUACUACACUCAACGUAUCUUUGUUUGAAGUUUUUUUUCUGAUGUUUAUCUUCUAUUUGAAUUUCAAAUUCUCAUUACGUAUUUAUUAAUCAUAAAUUUUACGAAAAUCAUGAACUUUUAAGAUUCAUUUUUAAAACAUUGCAAUGUGUUUGCAGUAUACACGUUUAUUCAUUUUUACAUCGGAUAAUUGAGCAUAAUGAGUGACUACCAAAUACCAUAUAUAAACGUAUGGUGCAUGAACAUAUUGAGCAUAAUGUGUGACUAUACAAUACAUUUUGGUGCAUAAAUGUACUGAGCAUAAUUAGUGACAUCAAUAUGUUAUAUAUGAACGAUUGAAGCAUAAAUGAUUUGAGCAAAAUGUGUUACUACACGACACUUUAUAAUAACAUAUUGAGCUUUAACGUAUUGUGACUACACAAUACUAUACAUAAACGCAUUAUAAACAUUGAUGUCCUUGAUAAUUAGCAUUAAGAUAUUGAGCAUAAUGUGUGACUAUACAAUACUUUAUAUAAACGUUUUGAUGUAUAAGGUAUUAAGCAUAAUGAGUGACUCCACGAUACCAUAUAUAAACGUACCGGGCAUAACAUAUUGAGCAUAAUGUGUGACUAGACAAUACCAUAAGUAUAUAAAUGCAUUGAGUAAAACAUAUUGAGAUUAUAUACAAUACCAUACAUAAUCGCAUUAAAUAUCUUAAUAUCCUUGUUGUGUGUACAUUAUGUUUCCUGUUU